Molecule: messenger RNA, 297 nt
Organism: Phytomonas sp. EM1
Lineage: Eukaryota; Euglenozoa; Kinetoplastea; Trypanosomatida; Trypanosomatidae
Source: the annotation of a GenBank genome assembly
AUGCGCACUACGAGUCCGAGCGCGCUGCAGCGGGCUGCUUUCUCAACCGCGCGAAAACACCUUUCGAAUGAAAACAACAUCCGAAUCGCGAAGGAGAUCCGCGAUUCGUUGGGUGUUACGCUUAGGGGACGUGUUGCGGAGGAGAUAUUUUUCAACCACCUCUCCACCGGUGCCUCCAAUGAUCUACGCAAGGUGGCUAGACUUGCCUUCAUGUACGUGGCAGCGUUUUCACCGGGACCAGGUGUAUUCCUCGCCAGGCACUGUGAGCACCCGAAUCACGAAGCCAUUUGGAAGUAA